Molecule: messenger RNA, 3381 nt
Organism: Colletotrichum paranaense
Lineage: Eukaryota; Fungi; Ascomycota; Sordariomycetes; Glomerellales; Glomerellaceae
Product: protein kinase domain-containing protein
Exons: 5
Coding region: 1-3381 (1126 amino acids)
Biological process (GO): peptidyl-serine phosphorylation; peptidyl-threonine phosphorylation
Molecular function (GO): ATP binding; protein serine/threonine kinase activity
Source: RefSeq, a predicted model, not a curated record
AUGCAAGAAUUCCAGCAAAAGUUUUGGGCUUGGGCGACCAAUACAGGCGUAUUUGCCGAACCAUUUUUGUCACUCGACGUUCGCCUAGGCGGCCAUGAGCAGCCAGUGUCCAUGAUCGUUUCCUUGCUCAAGCUGCUGAAAGUCAACCUAGAAGCUGUAUUGCGACUUGAUCGGGCUUUCUGCCCUAGUCCGGUGCAAUGUCAGCAGGAAGAACCAGAAAUGCUCGAUACUUUGCUAGGUGACAAAGACAAAGAAUUGGUCUCUUCAAACACGAUCAAGCACCUUGAGGGGCCCUUGUACGGAGUUGAUGGAUGCAUCCAGAGGCUGUUUAGAAUUGCAAACCACAUUUCCCAGUCAUCGCAGAAGAGCCUUCAAGGGAGAAUGGAUUCUUUUGCUCAAAGACACGAAAACAACUUUGCCGGUUUCGAGCAUCUCAUGGGAAUCAUUGUCGAAUUCAAGUUUCCAGGGAUGCAGACCUCGUUCCAAGCCCAACUAGAUCGAGUUCCCAAAGAGCAUCAAGCUGUAGAAGCACAAUCUACACCGUUCCCACCUCAGCAAACACAGACUCACAAGCCGCCACCUAGUGAAUCUCUUCGUCCGUCGACUUUCGAUGGGGAUCUUUUCAAAAAAGAGCUAUACGGAAGGCCGGAAAGCCAAUCCGACAUGGAGAGCACUAUCUCGGCAUGGACGGGGGAUGUUGAGUAUCCUCGGGCUCCUGUACCGAGUGAAAUGUUGGCUGGCGCACCCGGACUCCUGGAAUGCCCGUACUGUCUCCGACUCCAUUCGUCAACAGACUAUAAAAAUGCGCGUUGGUGGAGUCGGCUCAGAAACCAUGUCAAUCAAGACUUGAAGCCGUAUAUCUGCAUCUCCGAGGACUGCGCCUCAUUCCAACCCCCAAUUCGUUUCGCUAAGUCUCGGAAAUGGCGCGAGCAUAUGGAAAAGACACACGGAAACGAUUGGGAUCAGCACAUACAUAAGAACUUGUCUAGCGAGACAGAACGCCCGGCAAAGACGUGUCCAAUGUGCGACACAGCCGUCAAUCUCUUCCCGACUACAGACACAGGGCAUAACAAUAAUACCGUAGACUAUCACCCCCCCACAAAGCCCUUGGGCAGAGACAGACGAGUUCGCUUCAAUGAUUACGAAGAUAUGAAUGGUGAAAUUCAUCUGCCGCCAGAUACAGACAAGCACACACAGCCUCCGAAUUAUGAAGCCAUGGACCCAGACAAGAUUAAACUGAUAAAGCACAUCGCUCAACAUCUUCUGUCUUGGUGCUUCCUGUCUCUCCGAAAUGGUAUAGACGACACGGACCUUGGAAUCGAAGCGAAUAAAAGCAACGCAAGUGUGAAUCCAGACAGACUCGACCAAGCCAACAGUGGCAUAGGCAGCAUGAUGGAAAACCUCUCAUUGAACUUCGAAGAAAAUCGCCCUUUCGACUUGGAGCCUGCGGUGGACGAUCACUCUUCAUUAUCUGGCAACGACCGCAAUGAGUGGGAGUCACUUCUGGCAGAAAAGCCAUAUGAUGCGAAGAAGGAUCCUAUCAUCCAACAUUUUGCUGCAAGACGAGAAAGACCUGCUUUACGUGAAGCCACAAUGCAGCAACUCAAGAGGCAACGUCUACGUCUCGCAAAGCUUUUCCGACAUGCAGAAAUCACAGUGAGCGACCACAGACUUGAAACAAGAUAUACAUGGAUUCCCCUCUCGUCAAUCCACAGAAUCAUAGAGAACGACGGAAUCCGAAAUGCGCUCCAAGAAGAGAGCGAGAGCGUGAAGGGAUUCGUGCUCUUGAAGGCCAAGAGACUUAUCUCAGCCCUGAUCCGGCGAGACCACCUAGAUUGGUUGCAGCUCUUUUACAACGCAGACUUUGGCGACGAGCACUUUCCCAUCAAUUUCAGGAUCGACAGAGAUUCUCAAGUAUGGACCUUACAGUCCUGCGAAUCUCACAAGUCGAUCAGCUUCAAGGUCAGCGAGGAAGAAGUCAAUGGGAUUAGCAAAUAUGACGGGGACUCACUUGCCGACUUUUGCGACUACCAUCAGUGGCAAUAUUUCGUGCCAGUAUUCGCCCCAAACGAGCCAGCUCAUUUUUUUGAUCCGCGCUGUCCAAUGCCCUUCGUCAAACAAUUCGAGCCUUAUGCGACCAACUUCAGCAUCGCCAGGCAUUUUGUCAUUCACAGAAGCCAUCUCAACUUCCCUCGGGAUGAUCAGAUUGGUACAAUUGUUGACGCUGAAGAUAACCCUCAUGUUGCCGUCAAAGAAUUGUUGUCUGCGCAAGGUCUGACGGCAGAGAUGUUUCAAGAUCUCGCCAAGAACGAGACGACUAUCCUUACACGCCUACGAGACCAGAAACACCCACACUUCAUCCGAGCCAUUGCCAGCUACACUCAAGGAAAUCGGCAUUUCUUCGUUUUUCCUUGGGCUAGAGGUGGUAACCUGCGUAAUUUCUGGAAAUUUCAACCUAGCUUGAGCGCCGCAUCAGAAGAGACCAGCACUCAAGACUGGAACACGUACCUGGAGUGGUUUUUCGAGCAGCUGCUCGGUCUUGCAAGCGCCAUAAGGAACCUUCAUCAUCCGAGAGAUGACCCAAAUGAGUCUUGCAGGCACGGCGACUUGAAGCCCGAGAACAUUUUGUGUUUCAGCAAGAAUGAGGAUGAUAUUGGCGAAGGCAGAAUUCCGACUGGCGUGCGGCUCGUUGUUGCUGAUGCUGGACAUGCCAAAGUACACGAGAUGGCCACUGAGUAUCGAGGCUCUCCAACGGCUACACCAAAAGGCACGGUCAUGUACUCGCCCCCAGAGGCGGACACUCAGGAAGCCAGAUCAAGGCGAUACGACGUCUGGUCCCUCGGCUGUCUGUAUCUUGAGUCUCUCAUAUGGAUGAUGUAUGGCUACGAGGGAGUGCAGAAGUUUCAUCAAAAUGUCGGACCUGGAGAGCCCUAUUUCGUCAAAGAUGCGUCUGUCGAUCUCAAAGAUGCUGUGAAAGGAUGGAUCAAAGAGAUCAAGCAAGAUUCCCGCUGCGCUCCCGUCGAAAGGACUGCUGUUGGACGUUUAGUCAGUUUGAUCGAAGAAAGGAUGCUGGUUGUAAGAGUCACAACUAGAGAUCCAGAUACUCAGCAGUCGACAGGUCUCGAGGUGAUUGUUAGAGCACGUACUCUACCGCCAGAUUCGGCUGCUCCUGUAAAGGAAAAACCUGGUCGAGCCGAUUCCAUCGAGGUCCACGAAGAAAUGGAGAAUAUAUUCGAUGCCGGCAAGCAGAAAACGGAUGUGACGUGGAUGAUUCGGGAUGCAGAAGCUGGUGCACGUGGGCCGCCCACCAUCACAAGGGGAUUUGCUCCUAUCGACAGGAUAAGACCUGCAACAUACGGGUCUCCUGAAUACAGAACAUAG